Messenger RNA from Stegastes partitus (bicolor damselfish), 2101 nucleotides. RefSeq names its product torsin family 3, member A (gene tor3a). The coding region runs from base 150 to 1256 and encodes 368 amino acids. The transcript has 6 exons. Gene Ontology annotation, molecular function: ATP hydrolysis activity; ATP binding. Lineage: Eukaryota; Metazoa; Chordata; Actinopteri; Pomacentridae. Gene Ontology annotation, cellular component: endoplasmic reticulum lumen; nuclear envelope. The record is from RefSeq and is a predicted model, not a curated record.
CCUUCUCGGCCACCAUCUCCAACGUCCGGAGCUGGAAACAUCCCACACGGAGCAGCAGGCCGCCGGUCACCGAGCAGCUCCAGAUAAAUGGGCCAGAAGAACCGACGCUCAGUCCCCGUCUCGGCCGCCUCGGAUCGUCCUCCUCCCCGAUGAUGGUUCGCGUGCUGCUGCCGCUGCUGCUCUGCGCCGUGAGCGCGCGGGCCGACUUCUUCCAGUUCGACAGCAUCUGUAACGUCUCCACGUACUAUUUUAAUUACAUUUAUUGCAACAUAUGGGAGGGGGAGUGUCAGCCCAACCAGGACGAUGCCACACAGCAGGUUCCGACCAGGGAUCUGUGGGCAGGUUUUCCUCAGGACUACAUCAGCCUCCUGCAUCAGUGGUACUGUAGCCUGGGUCAGUGCUGCGAGUCCGGAGACUGCAGGAUCACCAACAACAUCACAGGUUUGGCCAGAGACCUCCAGACGAAGCUCCACGGGCAGCACCUGGCCCAGUCUGUGGUCCUGAAAGCCAUCCAGGGUUUCAUCAACAACCCCGAGUCCAACAAGCCUCUGACGCUCUCCUUCCACGGCUGGUCCGGCACCGGCAAGAAUUUCGUGGCCCGUAUCAUCGCCGAUAACCUGUACAGGGACGGGGUGAAGAGCGAGUGCGUCCGGCUGUUCAUCGCCCCGUUCCACUUCCCCCACGGCCGGCUGGUCGACACCUACAAGGGUCAGCUGAGAGAGGCGAUCCGAGACAUGGUGCUCCGCUGCCCGCAGACUCUGUUCAUCUUUGACGAGGCCGAGAAGCUGCACCCAGGCCUCAUCGACGCCAUCAAGCCCUACAUGGAUCACUACGACAACGUGGACGGAGUCAGCUACCGCAGAGCCGUCUUCCUCUUCCUCAGUAACAUUGGCGGUGCAACGAUCAACGAUGUGGCUCUGGACUUCUGGCACUCGGGUCAGAACCGGGAGGACAUCGGCAUGGAGGACCUGGAGCACCGGCUGCGAGCAGAAACUAUGGAGUCUCAAGGCGGCUUUGCCCAGAGCGAGCUGAUGUCCGGUCACCUGAUCGACUUCUUCGUGCCCUUCCUGCCUCUGGAGUACCGCCACGUCAAGCUGUGCGCCCGGGACGCCUACGCAGCGCGAGGCCUGGAGACGGACGAAGCCACGCUGGACGAGGUGGCCAAGGCGAUGCUGUACGUCCCCAAAGAGGAGCGACUCUUCUCAGCCCAAGGAUGCAAAUCCAUCCCGCAGAGGAUCAACUUCUUUCUCCCCUAGAAGGAGACACCGACGGAAGGAGAGGGAGAGAGACCUGGAGGAGGUGUGAGAUGCCCGACCAGCCCAUCUGCAUGCAGAGCCUCGGAGGAGAUGUGCUCUGCUCUGCCUGCUUCCACCCACAACAGCGUGACGUGUCCGUCCAGGUCCCUCAGAGGAGGCCAGGCAGCAGGGCAGGUCCAGCGUCGGAGGGCAGAGCAGCAUCCUGUGGAGAUCAGCAGCGGGCGUCCGUCAUGUGGAGCGUGGCUGCUCGCCUUCGCCUGCCUGGUUCGACUCCUCACAGCGUCACAGCGAAGAAGACGGUGGUUUUGCAAUCGGACGUCAGCGAACGCGUAUUUUGUCACAUGUCUGAGUCGCACUGUUAAGUUCAGAGACGCUCAUAAUUCACGCAUGUCAGUCAUUGUGCUUAAAUUAUUUAUUGAUGUCACCGGUGCCAUAUUUGAACAUUUUUACUGUGCUGGAUUAUUUUAGUGUUUGUUGGUUCUUUAAGUCAUUAACUGAUUAGAAUAUUAAAGUGUUGUGAGCAGUCAGGAGAACUGUGAUGGAAAUGUUACUAGAACGAAAUUCAUCCAUUCGAUAGUCGGCUGUGUUUGUGUCACUGUGAUAUAUUUUUAAGUCUGUAGUUUUAAUGAAUUUUGUAUAAACCUGCGUCGUCAUUCCUUAAAGUGCGGGCGGCUUGUAGUUUAUUCACUGAUGUGCUUUAUUUCUCACCCACACAUUCACUGUCACACACACACGUCUGCUUUAGUGAUUCAGUUCUGUGAAAGCUGAGGGUCACAUCACAAUAAGAACACGGAAAGAAAGUCUGUCAGACGUGGAGUAAAGGAAUAAACACUCAGUAAACCAAA